UCUGAAACUCCUGACCCCAACCAAAGAUUGUUCCAAAUGAACAAUAAAGUAAACACUGUAAUAUUGCCUGUAUAUUAAGGGCUGAUUCAAGGGGUUAGAAGUUUCGCAUAGGUUAUAAUUUGAGGCAUGGUGAUUUACAUGGAGGAAAAGUUUAUUCUACUGGUCGAGCUUUAUAAGUGGCUGGAGAACCUUGAGAAGGACAAACCCACAACACUGGCUAAGAAAACCGUGACACGUGCUUUAAAUAAACUUCAGAGUGAAGGGCACUGCAAAUGCAUUCAUGUUAGUGUUCCUGUUGUUACUAACUGUGGUCGUAAACGCUCAACAGUGGUGGUAUUGCACAAGUCCGUUCAAUUAACUCCUGAACUAAAGGGUCAAGCUUACGAAAGAUUAAGAUCUUUAGACAAGCUAAGUCGUGGGCAAGGUUUAACUCAUAGGAAGAAUGAAGAACCAGUUCCUGUACUGAUUGGUAUCAAUAGGAUUACCAGCAAAGUUACGUCAGACUCCCAAGCUGAUAAAGCAAAAGCGUUGCAUUCUAAUGGGUUUGUUCAUGCAAAAAUUGUUCGCGCUAAGUUGCUGCGUAACUUUCUCUGGAGUUAUGUGAGUGGUUCAUCUGAUUGGGAUGAUGCUUUGUCCUCUGGGGGUCAUGGUUAUGACCUGAAGAAUCCUCAGAGCACUUGCAAAUUGUUUGCACUGGACUUGGCUAUAAAAGCAAUGCCACUCGAGAUUUUUCUUCAAGUUGGUGGAUCCACACUAAAGUUUGAGGAUAUGGAGAGUUGCAAGUCUCCGACGGACACUCAAGCUACUGGACGACUCUCGUGUAUUAUUGAUGUAUUACAACGACUCAAGGAAACUUAAAUUGCUGCUUUUCGUUAGAUAAUUUUUUUGAUAAGGAAUGAAUUUCGUUCUCUAUAGAGAAUUCAAACAUUCAAAAGGAUUUGCUAAAACUAUUCUGUUUCUGAUUGUCAUUGAUUCGGUUAGUAACUGAUGGACAAGUAGAAGAUUCCCUACACAUUUCUCUUACCCACGCUAUGGAGCUUAAACUUUACAUUGAGGAACCUUCGCCGAGACUCCCACUAUCACUA
Messenger RNA from Papaver somniferum (opium poppy), 1085 nucleotides. RefSeq lists its product as uncharacterized. Gene Ontology annotation, cellular component: transcription factor TFIIIC complex. Gene Ontology annotation, molecular function: DNA binding. Lineage: Eukaryota; Viridiplantae; Streptophyta; Magnoliopsida; Ranunculales; Papaveraceae. The record is from RefSeq and is a predicted model, not a curated record. Gene Ontology annotation, biological process: transcription initiation at RNA polymerase III promoter; 5S class rRNA transcription by RNA polymerase III. The transcript is spliced from 4 exons. The coding region runs from base 127 to 858 and encodes 243 amino acids.